AUGGCGCGCAUGAACGUCGGGCAAACCUUCUGCUCAGAGACCACGCCUAUGCCUACACCACGACUGGCACGACUGGCCACGCUCAUCGGCCGGGGUCCGUAUUCCGAUGGACCUGAACGAGCCCCAACACCUUGGCACACCCGCCAUCUUGCAUACCACGUGGUUACAGGUGUCACAGUUGCCAAAGAACUCUCCAUCAUGUCGCACGGUGUUCAGGGCAUAUCGCCCCAACCCGCUCUUGGUCAGAACGGCUAG
Colletotrichum orchidophilum is the source of this 255-nucleotide messenger RNA. RefSeq lists its product as uncharacterized. Bases 1 to 255 code for a protein of 84 amino acids. The transcript has a single exon. The record is from RefSeq and is a predicted model, not a curated record. Lineage: Eukaryota; Fungi; Ascomycota; Sordariomycetes; Glomerellales; Glomerellaceae.